Electrophorus electricus (electric eel) is the source of this 6648-nucleotide messenger RNA. RefSeq names its product eph receptor A7 (gene epha7). Gene Ontology annotation, cellular component: plasma membrane; dendrite. Gene Ontology annotation, biological process: protein phosphorylation; axon guidance; ephrin receptor signaling pathway. Gene Ontology annotation, molecular function: ATP binding; transmembrane-ephrin receptor activity; protein binding. The record is from RefSeq and is a predicted model, not a curated record. NCBI's taxonomy places the organism in Eukaryota, Metazoa, Chordata, Actinopteri, Gymnotiformes, Gymnotidae.
CUAUUUUAUUCACUCAGAGCUGGUACUGGAGCGUCGUCAAUGGGAAGGGAACGCUGCGGUGGAUAAGCGCACACUUUCGCUAACUUCCAGCUGCAUCAUGGUUUGCACCUCGGUUCCCUGUUUGUGGACUAUAUUUUGCCUUCGUUUAUGUUUUUAUGCGAACACUGGAAUAGCACAGAACACAAGAGAAGUUAUCCUUCUGGAUUCAAAGGCGCAGCAGACAGAAUUGGAAUGGAUAGCGUCUCCUCCGAGCGGGUGGGAAGAGAUCAGUGGGCUGGAUGAGAACUUCACACCGAUCCGCACGUACCAAGUGUGCCAGGUGAUGGAGCCCAAUCAGAACAACUGGCUUCGGACUAACUGGAUAGAAAAGGGUGAUGCGCAGAGGAUUUUUGUGGAGCUGAAAUUCACCCUGCGGGACUGCAACAGCCUGCCUGGUGUGGUGGGCACGUGCAAAGAGACGUUCAACCUGUACUACCAGGAGACGGACGCCGAGGUGGGCAGGAAUAUACGCGAGAGCCAAUAUGUGAAAAUAGACACGAUCGCGGCGGAUGAGAGCUUCACGCAAGGCGACCUUGGAGAGCGCAAGAUGAAGUUGAACACGGAGGUACGCAUCAUCGGGCCACUCUCGCGCCGGGGCUUCUACUUGGCCUUCCAGGAUGUCGGGGCCUGCAUCGCCCUGGUCUCCGUCAAAGUCUACUACAAGAAGUGCUGGUCGAUCAUCGAGAAUCUGGCCACGUUCCCGGACACAGUGACGGGUUCUGAGUUCUCCUCGCUGGUGGAGGUGGAGGGCAUGUGCGUUGCCGAUGCUGAGGAGGAGGCCGACAACUCUCCCAAGAUGCACUGCAGUGCGGAGGGCGAGUGGCUGGUGCCCAUUGGGAAAUGUAUCUGCAGGGCUGGAUUUCAUCAAAAGGGUGAUACCUGUGAACCCUGUGGUCGUGGGUUCUAUAAGUCCUCAUCUCAGGACCUGCAGUGCUCCCGGUGUCCAGCCCACAGCUACAGUGACAGGGAGGGAUCCUGGAGGUGCGACUGUGAGGAUGGAUACUACCGAGCCCACUCCGACCCUCCCUCCAUCGCCUGCACCCGUCCUCCUUCAGCUCCCCAGAAUUUGGUCUACAACGUCAACCAGACCACCAUCACCUUGGAGUGGAGCCCGCCAGCAGACACGGGUGGACGCGGCGAUGUCACCUACCGUGUAGCAUGUCGGCGCUGCGGCUGGGAGCCCGAUGAGUGCGUGCCAUGCGGCGGGAACGUGGUGUAUAUGCCUCAGCAGAGCGUUCUGACUGACACCUACGUCAUGAUCAGCGAGCUGCUCGCCCACGCCAACUACACCUUCGAGGUGGAGGCCGUCAACGGCGUGUCGGACCUGAGCCGCACACAGCGACUCUUUGCAGCCGUUAGUGUUGCCACCAGUCAGGCUGCCCCGUCUCAGGUCAGUGAAGUGAUAAAGGAGAGGGUGCAGGAGCACAGUGUUCAGCUCUCCUGGCAGGAACCGGAGCAGCCCAAUGGAGUCAUCACCGAGUACGAGAUCAAGUACUAUGAGAAGGACCAGAAGGAUCGCAUCUAUUCCACGGUCAGGUCGCGGUCAACAUCAGCCACAGUGAACAACCUGAAGUCCAGCACGGCAUACGUGUUCCAGAUCCGGGCGUUCACUGCCGCGGGCUAUGGAAUGUUUGGCCCCCGCCUGGAAGUCACCACCAAGGGGGAGUCAUCGGGCGCUGCCACAAUCGUGUCAAGUGAGCAGAACCCGGUCAUCAUUAUUGCGGUGGUGGCCGUGGCCGGCACCAUCAUCCUGGUCUUCAUGGUGUUUGGCUUCAUCAUCGGGAGAAGGUACGCUCUCGCGGCCCCCGUUGACUCUCCGCUCCUGCACUGUGGAUACAGCAAGGCAGACCAGGAAGGGGACGAAGAACUCUACUUUCAGUUUAAAUUUCCAGGCACCAAAACCUACAUCGACCCUGAAACCUACGAGGAUCCCAACCGAGCCGUGCACCAGUUCGCCAAGGAGCUGGACGCCUCCUGCAUUAAGAUUGAGAGGGUUAUUGGUGCAGGGGAGUUCGGGGAGGUGUGCAGUGGGCGGCUGAAGCUCCCUGGGAAGAGGGACGUCCCUGUGGCCAUCAAGACCCUAAAGGUUGGCUACACAGAGAAGCAGAGGAGGGACUUCCUGUGUGAGGCCAGCAUCAUGGGCCAGUUUGACCACCCCAACGUGGUCCACCUAGAGGGUGUGGUCACUAGAGGGAAACCAGUUAUGAUUGUGAUUGAAUACAUGGAGAACGGUGCACUAGAUGCCUUCCUCAGGAAACAUGACGGGCAGUUUACGGUGAUCCAGCUGGUGGGCAUGCUUCGAGGCAUCGCGGCCGGCAUGCGCUACCUCUCUGACAUGGGAUACGUGCACCGUGACCUGGCCGCCCGCAACAUCCUUGUCAACAGCAACCUCGUGUGCAAAGUGUCCGAUUUCGGCCUGUCGAGGGUGAUUGAGGACGACCCUGAAGCGGUCUACACCACGACGGGCGGGAAGAUCCCCGUGCGGUGGACGGCCACAGAAGCCAUCCAGUACCGCAAGUUCACGUCGGCUAGUGACGUAUGGAGCUACGGCAUUGUCAUGUGGGAGGUCAUGUCCUAUGGGGAGCGGCCAUACUGGGACAUGUCCAAUCAAGAUGUCAUUAAGGCCAUCGAGGAGGGCUACCGUCUCCCUGCCCCCAUGGACUGUCCUCCGGGCCUGCACCAGCUUAUGCUGGACUGCUGGCAGAAGGACCGGGCUGACAGGCCCAAAUUCGACCAGAUCGUCGGUGUCCUGGACAAAAUGAUUCGCAACCCCAACACCUUGAAAACCCCAGUGGGAACAUGCACAAGACCCAUUAGCCCCUUGCUGGACCAGAGCAUGCCUGACUUUGCCUCUUUCUGCUCCGUCGGUGAGUGGUUGGAGGCCAUUAAGAUGGAGAGGUACAAGGAAAACUUCACUGCGGCUGGCUUCAGCUCCCUGGAGUCCGUCGCCCGCAUGACCAUCGAGGACGUCAUGAGUUUGGGGAUCACCCUAGUUGGUCAUCAGAAGAAAGUUAUGAGCAGCAUACAGACUAUGAGGGCUCAGAUGCUACACCUGCAUGGGACAGGAGUCCAGGUGUGACCCAAACCCCUGUAGACACGCCUUGACAAGGGCGGGAAGUCUCGAUAAACAUUAAAAAAAAAAAAAAAAAAAAAAAAAUGCACCGGUGACGGUGCCACCGAGGAUAAUUACAAACAAGAUACAAAGAAGCAAACAAAUACAUUUAAAAAUACCCUAAAAGAACAACAGAAAAACCACGUCUCUCUCGUAUGAUGGUCUGAGAUGGAAUCGUACCUUUAUUCUCUGGUGAAGGAUUUUUGCCCCUUGUUUAGCGAAGGUACUUAACAAAUAAAGAACAAACGAGAGAGUGAUAAAAGAAGGAAAGAAUACUACCUAGACUGGUCAAAAUUCCAGAGACCUUAUCAUUUGUCAUUGGAGAGACAAUGCAUUUUCAAGCAGCUUGAUGCUUGGAACCAUUUUCCCCCCUUUAUCUUACAGCUGGUUGAUUUGCUCAUGGUUAAUAUGGACUUCACUAGGAUAUGGGUCAUUUUUUUAACAAAAAAGAACAAAAAUGCACAAAAGAAAUGAAUCAGUACAAAAAAUAAAUAAACCUUGAGAGUUUGUUUUUUUUCUUUAAUUGUAAUAGCCAUGUUCCAAUUAUUGUGGUAGCCUACAUAAAUUCCUUGCUUCAUUCGCAUUUGACGAUUUGCCUUUUGGAUUUUCGUGUGGAGUUGACGACAGGGUAAAUGCCCCCCACACCCCUGGGUGCCCGGGUGGCAGGAAGCAGUGACUGAACUUUGAACGAGGCCAGCGUGCGCUUCGCCUGCCAGGACCCUUCUGCGGAGGCAUUAGCGGCAAGUCAGAACCUCGCAGUAUUUUCUGGAAGAGUGUCCCACCCCUCUUCCUGAUUCAAGGCGCUGAGGUUUGCAGGAGCACUAUCUGGUGCACCGCGACAGUUGAAAGGUGUUUUGUGUGAAAUUAUUACAAAGACAAUUGAGAACCACUUCUUUUUUUAUGUAAAAACAAGUGCUAUGGUUUCAAUAUUCUAUUAUCUGCAAUAUUUUUUUCUCCAGUUUCUUUCCUGCCUUAUUUUAUUUCUUUUUAAUGCUUUUAUUCAUAAGGUGUCGUCUCCAUAUAGAUAGCACUAUUGAAGACUGUAUUUAAUAUAAAGAUGGCUCGAUCAAAAGUUAAUUGUUUGGCCUGCAAGAUCUGGGGGGGGGUUGUUUUUUGCAGAUAGUGCAGAAUGUUUCAUCUUUCAGUUACUGCAUAUCCAAGCAAUCUGUUUUAGGACCCAUAUUGCUGUUAAAGAUAGGUUGAGGAGUGAUAUUGCCUUAAAACUUUAGAGGCAAAUAUACACUUGUUUAAAGUAUUUUAGUGGCUGAAUAUUUUUUUAUUUUUAAGGACACCUCAUUUUUGCCGAAAGAGGGGUACCUGCGUACCUGCUCAGUUCUCUACACUGACACCAGGUGAAAGUGGACAAGGAGAGAGAGUGUUACAUUUGCAUCUGGAAGAUUGAUUGAUCUGAUUGAUCAAUCAGAGCAAUAAUUAUUGAGAUGGUUCUUCUUUGUGAUGAUAAGGUGCUAUGUAGUUUUUUUUUACACUCUUUGGCAUGUCACAUUACAUUGAUCUUUAGAAAAGGGACAGAAUUUGCAGAGUAUAAUGUUUGUGUGGGUCUUCUCCCUUCCCAAGGAUCUGUUGGGGUUUUCUCUUGCUGUUUUUAGUGUUGCUCUGCUCUUCUUCUCGAGUCGGCAGCUCGAUGAGGCGCUGUGUGCUUUUUCAAACGUUGUUAGAGCCAAUUUCUGGGUGCCAUAACACACUGGGGUUUGUGUUUGUCUCAUCCCCAGUGUGGUAUAUGUGUCUAAACCGACAGAUCAACAGAGUCCCUUUGGAAUUUAGAGAGAGAGAGAGAGAGAGAGAGAAAGAGAGAAAAGUUGAUAUUUCUAGCAGACUGUGUGGUUACUGUAAAAUUACAGAGGAAGAGUAAUCAUUGGUUUAUGCAGUAUUGAAGAGGUCACAUGACAUAUUAAACUUGCAAAAUAUAUGUGAAUGUUUUUCAUUAGCAGGAAGAUGGCAUGACCUUUUUUAAUUAUAAACACUUGCUCCAUUGAUUUGGACGUUCAUUUGAAGUUUAAGGUCAAACCCCACUUUCUACAGCAGUGCUUCAGAAAAGCCUUCAUCUAAUGUACCCCCCCCCCCCCCACCACUAUCCAGCCCUGACGCCAGGGUGUGUGUGUGUGAGAGUGUGUGUGUGUGUGUGUGUGUGUGUGUGUGCAUGUUUGUGUCUGUGUAUGGUUUUGCACAGCACUCUUGGAUCAGACCACACCCUGCAGUUAGAAGUUACAUCUCCUGUCCUUGUGCUGCACUUCCUUGAGCACACAGGACUGUGCCAGCCCUUUGAACUGAGUGUGAGCAGAAAGACCUCUGGUCAGCACAAAACUCCAGCAGCUCCAGUGCCAGAAGCAGGCUGUCAGCUCCUGCUUCCCAUGCUCUGAUAUCUCUCCUGGGGCCCCACUGAGCCCUCGUUGGCCCCUUACCCUUCUCCUAUAGAUCUCGGGGCCCUCACCGAGACAGCAGUUUUGAGCCGAUUUGAGAUUAAUGCCUGGGUUCAAUCGACCCUCACUUGAGGCCAUUGCAGCAGUUCAAUGACAAAUCAGUCAUUCUUUUUUUUCCUGUUUCUCCCAUUUUAAGAUGAGAACUCUUAUAGCUUGACAGUAGGAGGUGAAUUUUGGCAAAGAUGGCCUGUAUUGUGAACUUGGUUGAAUUCAGGGUUAGUGUGUGUUGUUUUAAAAACUUGAGAAAGACCAUGAGGAAAUGUGGAUAUUCCCCCUUUGGAAAAAAAAAAUUCUUUUGGAAGAUUCCAAAGACAUCAGCACUGUUGAUUGUGUCAGAAAGAUCAUAAUGGUUCGAGGGAAACUUUGUAUAUGAUCUAAUUGUAAAACUUGUACAUUUUAUUUAUAUUGUUGUUUCUUUUUUACACAUAUUCCUCAGUAGUGAGCUCUGAAUUCAUUGAAAAUGCACUAUAUUUUUCUAUCUCACUCACAAAUGCUUAGUCACCCGGACUAUUUCAGAUGUACAUAAUUUCUCAUUUAGGACCAAAGACAGCUGAUAGGUUUCCAUUUUAGAUGUUUUUUUUUUUUUAAGUUUUAUUAUUUUUGCCUUUUGGGUUGAAAUGUACAGUAAAACAAAUUGUCAAUUUAUUAUUUAUUUUUCUGUGAGAGGAGUACGGAGAGUAUUCAUUGAUCAAAAAGUAUUUUCCCCAACUGGAGAUCUGUAAAGUCAUUUCCCUAGACUGUUUUUGUUUUUGGUUUGUUUCUUUAUUUUUGCUUUUUAAUCUUUGUAAUAGACUGUACAUAUAUUUUUGGAAAUAUAAUACUAUCUCUAUAGAAAUGUGUGUGGUUUUAAUAAUCUUUGUGAUUUCUUUGUAAGUAUGAGCACACUGAUUUGGGGUGUAUAUAAGAUGAACACUGGUUUUAAAGGGCUCUCAUGAAAAGACCAUCAGGAAUUACAGCAAUUAUAAGCUUAUAUAGAAUAAGAUGCAUCGUCUGUGCUAAGAAAUAUAUAUUUAGUAGACUUUCUGUGCUAUGUCUACUUAAUAUACAUUAUCAUUUUAA